Lates calcarifer (barramundi perch) is the source of this 2877-nucleotide messenger RNA. RefSeq names its product transcription factor che-1. Gene Ontology annotation, molecular function: DNA-binding transcription factor activity, RNA polymerase II-specific; RNA polymerase II cis-regulatory region sequence-specific DNA binding. NCBI's taxonomy places the organism in Eukaryota, Metazoa, Chordata, Actinopteri, Centropomidae. The transcript has 4 exons. Gene Ontology annotation, biological process: regulation of transcription by RNA polymerase II. The record is from RefSeq and is a predicted model, not a curated record. Bases 308 to 1585 code for a protein of 425 amino acids. Gene Ontology annotation, cellular component: nucleus.
UAUUUACAUUUUAAGAUUUUGCAUCUGCUCAUAAAACACGGCGUCAAAAUAUUAUUGGUUAGUGAUUACUUUUAGAUAUCUUAGCCUUAAUUAAAUGUUAAAGAUGUAUGGUAUUUUAAUUAAAAACACACGCACAUUGGCCAAGCCAAGUCAGAACCGAAAAAAUUAGAAGCUUCUCUUUUCUGGUAAUUACGGUACCAGCCGUCAUGCUACCGGAAAGGCCAUUGUGUUGUCCCUUUUGUACGCUCACCCUCCGUUUGUGUCGCGCUGUUUUCUAACAUCAUUCUCGGCGGCAGCAGAGUAAAACAUGUCCACAAACAUGCCGCCGGGCAGCCUGAACCUGGAGUCACAGCUUCUGUCCAUAAUGGACGUGCUGGUGAAGGCGGCGGUGGCGGAAAUCAGUCAGCUGUUCUCGGAGAGCUCGGCGUCUCUCCGCCUGCACUUAACCCAGAGCCUGAAGGAAAACGAAGCCCUGAGGAUGAGGAUGAAGGUGAUGAGGAGCGAGCUCUUCUCUCUCCGGCUGCAGACCAGGACGAACCGGCCGGCGAGCCGCUUCUCUCCAAUCAGAGGAAAUAUCCCCAAACCACGGGCUAAACCACAAGUUGUCAUUAAACCACCAGUGGCUCAAAAGGCUGUAGAGGAAGCUGUUUCUAUUUCUCUUCAGCCAGACAACAAGACUUCCUCCUCUUCCACUCAAGUGCAGUGUGCAGAUGUGGAGAGUCCAGAUGUCAUCCUGAUCAAGGAUGAAGACGACAUUGGAGGAUGUGGGACAGAUGAAGGUCAGGAUGACUUUGGAAGCCACAGCACGCAGGGAGGUGUUACCACAGGGACUCAGAAUUUAGAGUCUGCCGGUUCCUCUUCCUGUCUAACAGGUGAUAAUGAGGAGCUGAGAAUUGUGAGUGUUCACGGCCGAGGAGAAGGGCCUCUGCAGGACGAGAGUGACACCCUCUUCACUGCCUCUGAGCUUCAGGCUUUCAGCUCCCUGUCUCCAGACCACAGCAUCACCCACGACAGUCUCCUCACUUUCACCACUGGUGCCAGCGACAGAGGACCAAUGAGAGCGAUGCAGGAUAACAGCGUUGGAUUGGUGAGAAACAGCCAGCUGGAGAGAAAUCAUCCCGCAGUGUUGAAUUCUGCAGUAAAAACAACAAUAGUGGGAGCUGAUGGUCAAGUGGGGCACCCCAGUCACAUCAGCCAGUUCCCCCAGCAGCAGAACAUCUUCACUCAUGGCGUCAACAAAUCCCUGGACUGCAGCUUCUGCGGCGAGCGCUUCCUCAGCCGCGAAGACCUAAUCGUUCACCGGGCGAGUCACACGGGAGAGUCGCCCGUUCCUUGCACAUUGUGCGGCAAGUCGUUCGUCAACAAGACCACGCUGAGCAUCCACAUGCGCAUACACACUGGCGAGAAGCCGUACGCUUGUCCACAGUGCGGGAAGCGCUUCACGCAGAACGGCAGCCUGAAGAUCCACCUGAGGACUCACUCCGGAGAGAAGCCGUACACCUGCAACCAGUGCACCGCCAGCUUCAACAACCCCAGCAACCUGCGCAGACACAUGAUCACACACAACACUAAUGGAGUGCUCUGACCAUGACUCACGAGAAGAUUUAAAGCCUUUUAACAUGGAGUUUUGUUACUUUUGCUGACACAUGUGCCAUGAUGUAUAUUUUGGGGGAAUGUGUUUUGUCAUGGGUCAGAUGUACUUAAUGAUCUACAAGUCUGGACUGUUGUGUUACAAAAUAAGCACUCAAACACACAUGAUCUCUGUUCACAGAGGUGAGACUUGCAUUUUUCUUAAUUCUAGGAAAACCAGCAAUAGGAAAACAACCUUCAAAGAUAAGAUGCCUUUUUUAUUUUCCUUCCUGGCCAGACAGGCUGGCGGAGUGAAUUUUUAUACAGUUAGAAAAUCGGACAAAUUUUUGAUGGCUCACGUCAUCUCAAGCCCAUAAUUUAAGGUGACUGUCUUUAUGCUACUUGAAUAACUUUGUCACCAAGACUUUACCAACUUUGUAUCGCAGAGCUGUAGCACAGCACUAGACUGCUACCUGAAUGGCUGAAUGUGCAGCAGAUGCUGAUUAGGAUCGUAAAAAGAACAAAAACAUGGACAGGGACACUGAAAUAAAAAGGAAACACAGUACAACUUUGGGUGAGCAAUAUGGAUGCAUUUUCUAUCGCUGUAUGUCGUUUUAUAUCCUGGUACUGAUAUAUAUAUAUUGUGAUACAGUAAGUUUGAUGGAAAUUCAAAAAAUGAGUUCAUCUGUAAUGGUUGAGAAACUGUUUAUUUAUUAAAUAACCAAACAGGGAUUAGUGUCAGACUAAUUCAGUUCAUUAAAGUACUUACAAAUAAAGGUUUUUAAAUGGACGUUUCAUUGGUAUUUUAUGGCAGAAUCCACUUAUGUGGUUGACAAAUUUCUGUUAUAUCACAGUGUGUACUGUCACAAACCACAUUUACAAAAGAAAAUGUUAAAAGAGUGCUAAGUAUUAAGUGUUUUAACCCGUUUAAAGUGGCAGAGUAGUUUCUCCUGUCACACAGCUAAUGCAAAUUCCCAGAUAAACUGACUGAGUGUCAGACGUGGACUCACAGUGUCAGUCGGAACAUUAGAACUGACUAGGAAUUUAAAGUGUGUGGCUUGUUUUAUAGUGAUCUCCAUACCUAACAUUUAGGAGAGGGCCACUUCCCCUCCUGCAUUUUUGUGUGCAUGUAUGUUUCAUUUAAAAGCAAACUACCUCCACUGUUGUCUCUGUUGCAGCUCUCUUUCCUCUCUUUUUAUACUUCCAGAUAGUUUCAGACUGGGCAAUAAUCAGUUUAGUGUGGAUUCUGUCUGUGGAUUUGUAGUCAUGGAUAUGCAAUUACAAAUAAAUACUGUUUUCCUUUUUAAA